This is a messenger RNA of Xenopus tropicalis (tropical clawed frog), 4847 nucleotides long. RefSeq names its product ankyrin repeat family A member 2 (gene ankra2). NCBI's taxonomy places the organism in Eukaryota, Metazoa, Chordata, Amphibia, Anura, Pipidae. Bases 729 to 1667 code for a protein of 312 amino acids. The record is from RefSeq and is a predicted model, not a curated record. Gene Ontology annotation, cellular component: cytoplasm. The transcript has 10 exons.
UCCCCAGUAACUGACAGACUAGUGGCCUCAUUCAUCUCUCAGUAACUGGGGAAAAGCCUCUGGCAGACUAGUGGCCUCAUUCAUCUCUCAGUUACUGGGGAAAAGCCUCUGGCACCUAGUGGCCUCAUUCAUCUCUCAGUUACUGGGGAAAAGCCUCUGGCAGACUAGUGGCCUCAUUCAUCUCUCAGUUACUGGGGAAAAGCCUCUGGCACCUAGUGGCCUCAUUCAUCUCUCAGUUACUGGGGAAAAGCCUCUGACAGACUAGUGGCCUCAUUCAUCUCUCAGUUACUGGGGAAAAGCCUCUGGCAGGCUAGUGGCCUCAUUCAUCUCUCAGUUACUGGGGAAAAGCCUCUGGCAGACUAGUGGCCUCAUUCAUCUCUCAGUUACUGGGGAAAAGCCUCUGAGAGACUAGUGGCCUCAUUCAUCUCUCAGUUACUGGGGAAAAGCCUCUGGCAGACUAGUGGCCUCAUUCAUCUUUCAGUUACUGGGGAAAAGCCUCUGGCAGACUAGUGGCCUCAUUCAUCUCUCAGUUACUGGGGAAAAGCCUCUGGCAGACUAGUGGCCUCAUUCAUCUCUCAGUUACUGGGGAAAAGCCAGUGCAUCCCCUUUCCUCCAGCGUCACUAUCAUUUCAGGAUGGAGUUCAUUACUCUGAUCUUCUCAGUAUUUGAUGCAAUGGAUGCAACGGGCAGUUAGAAGAAGAAGAAUACAGGCCAGCUGAGGUGUCGCCAUGUCCUCUUUAAGUAACCUGGAGAGCUCAGAGGAGCUGACAGGAGAGGAGUGUGUCAGCUUCUGCCUGUCCAGCAUGCCUGAUAUCAAGGUGGAGCAUGUGAUGGACUCAAACCCUGAGGAAGGCUCAGCCCAGAAUGUAGCCAUGGGAAUGAAAUUUAUUUUGCCAAACAGAUUUGAUAUGAACGUGUGCUCUCGCUUUGUAAAGUCUCUGAACGAAGAAGAAAGCAAAAAUAUACAGGACCAGGUUAACUCUGACCUGGAAGUGGCAUCUGUCCUUUUUAAAGCUGAAUGCAAUAUCCAUACGUCUCCCUCGCCUGGAAUCCAGGUUCGACAUGUCUACACACCCUCUACAACGAAACAUUUCUCUCCAAUCAAACAGUCAACCACUCUUACAAAUAAACACCGGGGCAAUGAGGUAUCCACAACCCCCCUGCUGGUGAACUCUCUGUCUGUUCACCAGCUGGCUGCCCAAGGAGAAAUGGUUUAUUUGGCCAGCCGUCUGGAACAGGAAAAUGUGGUCAACCUUACUGAUGAAGAAGGUUUCACACCUCUCAUGUGGGCUGCAGCACAUGGGCAGAUAGCUGUGGUAGAGUUUCUUCUCCAGAAUGGAGCAGAUCCUCAGGUCCUUGGAAAAGGUCGGGAAAGUGCGUUAUCGUUGGCCUGCAGCAAAGGUUAUACGGAUAUUGUCAAAAUGCUUGUAGAGUGUGGUGUGGAUGUCAAUGAAUAUGACUGGAAUGGAGGCACUCCUCUGCUCUAUGCAGUUCAUGGAAAUCAUGUGAAGUGUGUGAAGAUCCUCUUGGAAAAUGGUGCAGACCCAACUAUCGAAACAGACUCUGGGUAUAAUUCCAUGGACUUGUCUGUAGCUCUUGGCCAUAGAAGUGUUCAGCAAGUAAUUGAGACUCAUCUGUUGCAACUUCUUCAAAGUAUCAAAGAAUAAGUGAACCUAGUUUUUAACAGAAGAUGUGAAUAGUCCAUGUGUUAUCCUGCUCAACCUGCCGGUAGUUUUUAUGACUUUUAGUUUCAGUGGGGUUUCUAUACUAACAAUGUGCAAUAACUAAAAAAAUUAUAAAAAUGCACAUAGUAGAUUAAGUGGUCUCUACAGCGCAAUAUGGGUUUUUUAUCCUGUGGACUGGUUCUCUUAUUAUCAGAGGAUGCACAGAACAAGAAUCGCUGCUUUUAAAGGUAAAGUUGUUAUAAGGUUCAUGAUUCCAUGCAUAUACCACUAUAAUACAUGGGAGACAUGAUGAAACCUGUAAAAUGUAUAUAUCCCUAAAAACAGUAUUUAUAGGACCAGGAAAGCACAAUGGGUAUCCUGCUCCCCCAAUGUCUUGACUUUCCUUUUACUUUAGUUAUGCCAUUACUUGCUUAAUGACUCAUUGAAAACUUGUAUAUUGUUAAAAAAAAAAAUAAUAAUAAUAAUAUACUGCAUUUAGAUCUUGGAAGUCACCUCUGGGUUUUAUGACCUGUUUGGAAGCACUCGUCCAGGACUACUUAUAUCCUGAUAUUUUAUAAUAAUAUUAAUCAAUCUGUAUAUAUAUGAUAUGGUUACUAUUAAAGAUGGUUUUAAGAAAUAAUAUAGCAAAAAUAUUCACAUUUUUAUUAUUAUAGAGUGUAGCCCAAACAUGUGCACCAGAACCCCUGCAUUGCUGUCCAUGUGAAUUCAGUUGUUCCCUGAAAACUAUUAAAGGGGUAGUUUAUCUUUAAAUUAAAUUUUAGUGUGAUGUAGACCAGUGCUACCCAACUUAUUACAUGUUGUAGGCCUGUUGUAUCAUAUACAGCAUGUUGGGCCAGAUUAAAUUAAAAUGUUAUAUAGUGAAGUCUAUAGAGCCUCUGAGCAGAAUUGGGCCAUAACAAUUGUUUGGUUGCCUCCAAUUGGACAUCCCUGAUAUAGAUAGUGAUAUUUGCCGUUGGUCUUAAUUUUUUUUUUUUUUUUACAUAUUUCACUUUUUUAGCAGCUGUCCAUUUUGAGGAUUUUAGCAGCUAUCUGGUUACUAGGGUUUAUGUUACCCUAGCAACUAGGCAACAGUGUUAAUAAUAGACUUAAAAAUAAAUAGUAGAGGGCCUGAAUAGAAAGAUAAGUAAUAAAAAGUAAAAAAAAUAUAGACUCACAGAGCAAUAGUUUUACUGCUGGGGUCAAUGACCCCCUUCUGAAAAGCUGGAAAGAGGCAGAACAGCUAGACAAAUGAUUAACUAAUUUAAAAACUAUAAAAAAUUAAGACCAAUGGAAAAGUUUCUAUGAAUAGGCUGUUCUAUGACAUAAUAAAAGUUAACUUAAAGGUAAACCACCCAUUUAACUGCUGCAUUUUUAGGCAUUUCUAGGGCAAUUCAUAUGCAAGGCAAGAGGGAGAGAUUAGGGGCACCUCUGAGCUAAUAAAGACGUGACUGCACGUGUGCCAGUGCCCUAAAUAUCCCACAGAUCAAACCUUUCUGUUUGACUCUUAGAUUUUUAAAGGAACAAAGACUUGUUUGAGCCAUGAUCACCUUCUGUUUGAGUGAGACUUAUUGUGUUUACAGAGCAUUCGCUGGUCUCUAAUGGCAUUGCAUUAUAAAAUGAGAGCAGAUGAGUGAUGUCGAAAGGAAGGAAAGAAUUGUGUUUGUGACCAUGAAAGUUAAAAAAAAAAGUGAAGUUGGAGUAAUCAGCAAUAAUUUUACAGCUUAUAUAUAGGCCCGAUAAUGUGAUAUCUUCUAGUGUUCUAGUUGAACUGUGCUGGCCUACAGCUAUAAGGAGGAGGUAGCGAAAUAUCUACAUGUAUCAAGCACUAAUAUUUGAUAUAGACAUAACUGAUCAUUUGUUUUGCUCCGGGGCUGCCAUGGGCUUCAGUUAGCACUGUACCCUGGGCAGCAACCAGGCCCCCUGAUAGCCUAUACCCACAUGAAUUGCAAAAGUGCUCAGAAGAGCAAUUGAUCAAUUUUACAUCAUUUUUAUCAUCACUUUUUUAGAUUUUAUUAUAUUAGCAGCUUUUACAGUCCUUCUAUCAUGGAUUUGUUACAGGGGCAUGUGAGAAUGCCUUCAGCGAAGUUUGUGCUGGGUUCAUGACAAGUCACUCUUUAUGCAGCUGUCUAGAGACCUGCCGACUGACCAGUGUCAGUGGUAACAAAGUCAUUGUACUGCUUACACUGCUUUUUUUAUUUUUUUGAUAUAUAUGGAUAGUGCUCCCCAGGUCCAAGGCAUGGCAUGGGCAUUCAUUGUUUAAGACUGUCAGUGUAAUUAUUAUAAGCCACAUGUAUGGCACCCCUAAUUUAUACUGAGCCACAUCCUUGCACCUUCCUGAGUUAAAAUGUGUAAGAUAAUAAUUAAUGUAAUAAUAAGAUGUAAUACUGUUGUCAGUAUUUAUUUGUAUCUAGAAAAAGGGUAACUUGAAAUGAAACAACCAUUGCACUUUGGGUACCCGAGAUCUGUAUUUAUAAUUAGUAGCAUAUUGCGCUCACUAACCCUGCUAACACUAGAGAGAGUGAGGGGUCUGAAAGGGAUAGUUCACCUUUGACUUAAACUUUUAAAGCAGGUAACGCAAUACAAGUCACAACGUUUACAUUUAGUAACCCAUGGCCACCAAUCAGAAAGGGGCAUCUAUUGGUCACCUUUUUGAAAGCAGGUUGGUUACACCCCCUGGUGUAAACAUUGCAACAUUUAUUACCCCAUUAGUAAUCGGGCUUUAGGAUCAUUCUUAACUGCCCCUUGGCAGCGCAAUGAAGUCCUGGCAACCAUGUGGCAGCUUACAUUCCAAGCCUUAGAGCUGCAGAACAUAAGGCAUCAUUCAGACGUCAUAAAAAACUGACACAGAAUAUUACUGUUGCAAAAAGUUUGUUUCAAGGUGAUUUAACCAAUUAAAUGAUCUGUGUUUAGGCCUCCUCUAAUAACUGCUAACAUACUGUGUUAUUGUAAUGAUAAUUAUGCAGAAAUGCAAUUAUGUAUUGUGGUACCCUGUUCUCUUGUGUAACUGUCUUUCUGCCUGUGUAAGUGUAAAUAUGAUACAUGUAUGUCAGUGUGUGCUUAGUGCGAUCUGGCACACAUCUCUCCUAUUUGGUUCAUUUAAAUAGGGUGCUAUCACCCCUGCUUUGUUUUGUAUCCAUUGCAGCCUAUGCACAGUGUCUGUACCAAUAAACUACUAUUGUGUUA